This is a messenger RNA of Esox lucius (northern pike), 4933 nucleotides long. It is a transcript of the gene phactr1, whose product is annotated as phosphatase and actin regulator 1. The transcript has 14 exons. Gene Ontology annotation, molecular function: actin binding. Gene Ontology annotation, biological process: cell motility; stress fiber assembly. Lineage: Eukaryota; Metazoa; Chordata; Actinopteri; Esociformes; Esocidae. The coding region runs from base 438 to 2279 and encodes 613 amino acids. The record is from RefSeq and is a predicted model, not a curated record.
UAACUGCCUUGUAGUCUAUGAAUUUCUACAGCCAUGAUGAAGGAGUUGGUCUAGAUACGGUAUGUAUCUCCCAUAGGGUUAGAAGGACAGACAAUCAUAUACAUUCAACAUAUCAUCCCAAAUUAAACAUAUUGGUUUAGUGUUGGGGGGUUAUAUCUAUCCUUACAAUAGCAAAGUCUAUGGUUUGUGUUUAUUUUGUUCUGCGGCUGACGCAGGGGUGGUGGUGGUGGGGGGUGAUCAAUGUCACUUCUCGUGUCCCUGGAACUGGUUCCCCUCUCUCUCGCUCGCUCGCUCUCCCCUUCCCGUCAUCUCCGUUUCUCAUCGCCCGCCCCACCUACACCGUCUGCCCGUGGAUGAUCGGUGGCGGCGCCGAGUCUCGUCUUGCGUAGUCCCGCCCGUCGCCUGUGGACGGACAUUACUCGGCAUAAGAGACUUCAAUGGCGGCGUCACCGGAGGAUGAGAUAGACCGUCGGACGAUCCGGAGGGUCCGGUCCAAGAGCGAUACGCCCUACAUCACGGAGGCGCGUCUCUCCCUCCACCUGGAGACAGAGGAGAUGCCGCGGAAGAGGAGAGCGUUCUGCUUGCUUCGGAUGAAGUCCAAGAACCGCGGUGGUAGCGGCAAGCAACAACAGCAGCAAUCCGCUGCAAACAACAACAACAUGCCUUUCAUGAUCCACUGCCAGAUCGGGAAGGAGAUCAAGCACAUAUGCAGCAACUGCCGCGGUGCAACCCCGCAGGAUGUUGAAGAGGUGGAACGACUAGCAGCGAUGCGAUCUGAUUCACUGGUCCCUGGCACACACACCCCUCCGAUUCGGAGGCGGAGCAAGUUUGCCACUCUGGGACGUCUCUUCAAACCCUGGAAAUGGAGAAAGAAGAAGAGCGAGAAGUUCAAGCAGACCUCUGCUGUCCUGGAGCGCAAGAUGUCGACCCGACAGAGCAGAGAGGAGCUAAUCAAGAGAGGAGUGCUGAAAGACAUCUACGACAAAGAUGGGGCAAUAGUGACGAGAGGAGAGGAGGUAAAGAUGGAGAAUGGCCGGUCUCCAGCAUUAGGAGGGUCUGACCAGUGUGAUGGAGCUGAGCUGAUGGAUGGAGCGGGAUCAGCCCCAGCUACUGUGGAGUUCCAAGUGUCUGGAGAGGGUUGUCUACAAGACCACUCUCAGAAGCCCAGCCAAGCUCCACCCACUAAGAAGGUUAUGGUGUAUCCAGGUGACAUGGGCGGGGCAGAGUCUUCACAUCACACCAUAAAACAACCCAAACAGCCCCCAGCGCUACCGCCCAAACCCUUUAACAGGCUGCCCAAUCACAUCACAGAUGGUAUGCCGGUCAAGCUGCCCUGUGUGUCGAUGAAGCUGUCUCCACCUCUACCUCCUAAGAAGCUGAUGAUAUGUGUGCCUGUGAGUGCGGGGGGGAGCAUGGAGUCCUCGGCCCUCAACUUCCAGAAGUGUCCCCCGCCCUACCACCACGUGGGGUCCAUGGGGGGGCACUCCCUACACUACGGGACCCUCCCUGUGCCUCUGCACCCCCCCAGCCGCAUCAUUGAGGAACUCAACAAAACCCUGGCCCUCACUAUGCAGCGAUACGAGAGCUCGCUGCACCACGUGGUACCCACGGUGAUGAUAGGGUGUGAUGACAACAAAGAGAACCUCUCUAACGAGAAGGACUACCAAGAGAUUCCCGGUUCAUACAGAGACGAGGACGACGAAGAUGACGAGGAGGAGGAGGAGGAGGACGAGGAGGAUGAGGAGGAUGACAACGAAACGCUCUUCACAAGUACACUAGCUCUGAAGGUAUUGAGGAAGGACUCUUUGGCCAUUAAGAUCAGUAACCGUCCAUCUCAGAGAGAGCUGGAGGAAAAGAACAUCCUGCCCAGAUUGUCAGACCAAGAGAGGCUGGAGUCACGACAACAGAUAGGCACCAAGCUCACACGGAGGUUGAGUCAGCGGCCAACUACGGAAGAGCUGGAACAAAGAAACAUACUAAAGCCCCGCAAUGAGCUGGAGGAGCUGGAGGAGAUGAGAGAGCUCAAGAAACGCCUGUCCAGGAAGUUGAGUCAGAGGCCCACAGUGGAGGAGCUGAGGGAAGCUAAGAUACUGACCCGCUUCAGUGACUACGUGGAGGUGGCCGACGCUCAGGACUACGACAGGAGGGCAGACAAACCGUGGACACGACUCACGGCCGCUGACAAGGCUGCCAUUCGUAAAGAACUCAAUGAAUUUAAAAGCACAGAAAUGGAAGUGCAUGAGGGUAGUCGCCAUCUAACCAGGUUUCAUCGACCGUAGUUAUUUUGCCAUCUUUUACAAGAUCCUCAAGUGCUGGACCAGAAACUGCUGCCUCUGUGUACCACACCCCUCCAAUUCCAGACCAGAACACAACUCAACCAGAAACAGAGUAUACAGUGGUCGGAAACUUGACUGGAAACGUAAUCUAAAACCGGAGGAGUGUGUGUACAGAACUGGGCUGUAUACACUCCUUAAGGCUCCACUGUUGACCCAAAACAAGUGCCAAUCACUGGAAAGGGCAGACUGGAUAAACAACAACAGUAUGUUGUUCCUGUGGUUGUAGUGCGGUCACUGUGUUUGGUUGUGUUGGGCUUGGGGGAGCCUCAUGCACACGGAGAGACACAUGGAAGGCACCAGAAGGACUGACCCAAUGGCUUUAAAUGGAAAUUAUAUAGACUAAAACAUUUUGUUUAAAACAGCUUUUUAUUAUUGUUUGUAAUGAUGACGAUGGUAAAGGUGUGACUUUACGGCACUUUGGUAAUGAUGGUAUGCUAUGGAGGGUUUAUGGAACACUGCUCCUAUCUCUGUGCCAACAGGACUUUGGGAUUGUGGGUUUGGGAGGGCAGCUGUUAGAAAUCCUGAGAAAUCUCCAACAACUGAUUGGGAAGGGUUGUUGUUCCUGCCUUUUAAUACUUUUGGUACAUUAUUCAUUUUCUGGUUUUCCAUUGUGGGCUGCUGUUUUCAAUACAGCCGUUUUAACGUGAUAGUACUGCAGAACAGGAUUCUGUAUAGUGUUGCAGUACUUCUAACAAUACCGUACAUGGUAUGUGCAACUUCACAUCCUGAGAUAUAGAAAUGUGAACCUAGCAAUAAUUAAUAAUUUAUUUUCUCCAUUCCGCUCCUCCUGGGCUGCAUUCAAGUAAACAAACACUGGGAACGUUUCACUGCGCUACCUGCUAAAUACCAAAUACACUUUGAAACGAUGUCGUGACGUUUUGAUCUUGAAUGCAACCCAGAUCCAUAUCAAAGUUGGGAUUUCUGCCACCCUCUGUAGUGUCACUGUGCCUGUCGUAUUGUUUACAGCAGGGGUCUCCAACAGGUCCGCCUCAAGCUACUGGGAGCUCCAGGGCCAGUUCACGAGUUCGCGUGUGAAACAAUUCUGAACACACAUACCGUAAGGUUCCACGCAAACUGACAUCAACCAACCGAGGAUGAGACACCACAGGCCCCCAGGUACUAUCUAACCUAUGCAGCACUGACAGUAUCACAACUCUGUUUAGCGCUUAAUGGCUAAAGCAAUAUCCGUCGAUUCAUUUCCAGCAUGUCGCCCCUUUCUGUCUGUGAUGCGUGCAUUUUUGAUUAGCAAGUGUGUAUGACAACCACGUCUAGUGAGUUAGCAGAAAUACUUUAAACUUUCCCUCAAACCUUCUCGAGUCUAUGUAUUGAUAUACAAGAGUACAUCUCUUUAUUGCUUUUAUUUGUAUGAUAAAAAAGGAAUUACAAUAUUUUUUUUUAAAAAAGCUGUCAUUUUGAUGUGAUUUAAUCAUUGAAAAAUAUAUCCUAAGCCAUGUGAAAUGCAACAGAAUUCAGGAGGGGAAGAAACUUGACCUGGUAUAUAGACAGGAAACAUAGUGCAGUACUUUCUCUUGUGCACUAAGGACCUAGCAGAAUAGCUUAAGGAUAACAGAUGUGCCAAAUUUAAUGCAAAAUUUAGUAGCUUGCAAAGUCUUUCAAUAUUUAAGAUGCACUCAUGCCCGAUAAGGUUGGAGACCCUUGGACUUACAGGGAUGAAAACGUUGCCAAAUGUCCUUUGAGUUUAAAUGACCAUUGAAGUAUGUUGUCUAUAUUGUUUCAGCAGAGUACUAUGUGGACUGGCAAGUUAACAGCCGGCAGUUAUGGACUGAAAGUGGUCCAUUUCUCACUGUUCUCAAACAGGGAUUUCAUGGUUCUGUCGGGUCCAGCUUCAGUGGACAACUGACAUCAUAUAAACCUUUGGCUGUGAAUCAAAAUGCAGUACCACCUUUCUCUGGCACACUACAGCCAAACAUCUCAAAUCUUGUUCUUUUACAAUGAACAUAUGUAGUGUUUAUGGUUUAGCUGGAUAAACCCUUUGACUUGUGGUGUGCCCUGGUAGUGUGUGUGUGUGUGGGUGUAUACAGGAACAUGUUCAUAAGGCACAAAGCAAGAUACCGAUUUACAACAGCGUGCUCACUGAAAACAACCCAAGGUUGUGACUCUCUCCCUGUGCCUCUACUGUGUCCAAACUAAGAGGACAUUCUUUAUAAGGUGUGUACAUAAUCCAAACAAAACUAAGACUUAAAAUGUUUUUUUUUUCUUUUUGUACAGAGGGGAAACUGCAUGUGAUGAUUGUUAACUUAUUGUUCGUCUUAUGAUGUAUGCAGUUUCUUAUCUAAAGGAAACUUAUUAAAAAACAAGAACAUUUAAAACUGCUUUUUACUUGGCUUUCUCCAUUCCAUACAUGCCCACAUUUUCUGGCCACUGGUGGUUAAAGUGGUGCCGUCUAGCCAAAAAGGGUCCCCAAAUAAUGUCAUGUAAUAUUUCACAUUUGUGUCGGUUUGUGCGCCUUUUCAUCAAAACUCAAGUAUUAUAAUGAUUUUACUUACAGAUUAUGCACAUAACAUUAAUUAAUCAAGCCCAAAAUAGGCUUAAUUAUAUUCCAUAUCACAAGUCCCAGAAUGCAUCCUCAAGGUAAG